ACGGAGUUUCACUCUUGUUGCCCAGGCUGGAAUGCAAUGAUGCGAUCUCGGCUCACAGCAACCUCUGCCUCCCAGGUUCAAGCGAAUCUCCUGCGUCAGCCUGCCAAUUAGCUGAGAUUACAGGCAUGAACCACCAUGCCUGGCUAAUUUUGUAUUUUUAGGAGAGACGGGGUUUCUCCAUGUUGGUCAGGCUGGUCUUGAACUCCCGACCUCAGGUGAUCCGCCUGCCUCGGCCUCCCAAAGUGCUGGGAUUACAGGCAUGAGCCACCGCGCCCGGCCCGGUUUAACGUGUGACCCUAAAGAACUGGAAACCCAAAGGAACCAAUAUUCCUGCCCCACAGAGUCCCAUCUUUAGUGAGGCUGUUUCUGGAGUUUAUAUGAUGACCAAGGUACUAGGCAUGGCCCCAGUUCUGGGCCCUAGGCCUCCACAGGAGCAGGUGGGGCCUCUGAUGGUAAAAGUCGAGGAGAAAGAAGAGAAAGGCAAGUGCCUUCCUAGCCUGGAGAUGUUCCGCCAGCGGUUCAGGCAGUUUGGGUACCAUGACACCCCCGGGCCCCGAGAGGCCCUGAGCCAGCUCCGGGUGCUCUGCUGUGAGUGGCUGAGGCCCGAGAUCCACACCAAGGAGCAGAUUCUGGAGCUACUGGUGCUGGAGCAGUUCCUGACCAUCCUGCCCCAGGAGCUCCAGGCGUGGGUGCAGGAACACUGCCCGGAGAGCGCUGAAGAGGCUGUCACUCUCCUCGAAGAUCUGGAGCGGGAACUGGAUGAGCCAGGACACCAGGUCUCAACUCCUCCAAAUGAACAGAAGCCGGUAUGGGAGAAGAUAUCCUCCUCGGGAACCGCAAAGGAAUCCCCGAGCAGCGUGCAGCCACAGCCCUUGGAGACCAGUCACAAAUACGAGUCUUGGGGGCCCCUGUACAUCCAAGAGACUGGUGAGGAGCAGGAGUUCACUCAAGAUCCGAGAAAGACCCGAGAUUGCAGAUUGAGUACCCAGCAUGAGGAAUCAGCAGAUGAGCAGAAAGGUUCUGAAGCAGAUGGGCUCAAAGGGGAUAUAAUUUCUGUGAUUAUCGCCAAUAAACCUGAGGCCAGGUUAGAGAGGCAGUGCGUAAAACUUGAAAAUGAAAAAGGAGCAAAACCCCCUCUUCAAGAGUCAGGCUCCAAGAAAGGUAGAGAAUCAGUUCCUACUAAACCUACCCCAGGAGAGAGACGUUAUAUAUGUGCUGAGUGUGGCAAAGCCUUUAGUAAUAGCUCAAAUCUCACCAAACACCGGAGAACACACACUGGGGAGAAACCUUACGUGUGCACCAAGUGUGGGAAAGCUUUCAGCCACAGCUCAAACCUCACCCUCCACUACAGAACACACUUGGUGGACCGGCCCUACGACUGUAAGUGUGGAAAAGCCUUUGGGCAGAGCUCAGACCUUCUUAAACAUCAGAGAAUGCACACCGAGGAGGCGCCGUAUCAGUGCAAAGAUUGUGGCAAGGCUUUCAGUGGGAAAGGCAGCCUCAUUCGUCACUAUCGGAUCCACACUGGGGAGAAGCCUUAUCAGUGUAACGAAUGUGGGAAGAGCUUCAGUCAGCACGCGGGCCUCAGCUCCCACCAGAGACUUCACACCGGAGAGAAGCCAUAUAAGUGUAAGGAGUGUGGGAAAGCCUUCAACCACAGCUCCAACUUCAAUAAACACCACAGAAUCCACACUGGGGAAAAGCCCUACUGGUGUCAUCACUGUGGAAAGACCUUCUGUAGCAAGUCCAAUCUUUCCAAACAUCAGCGAGUCCACACUGGAGAGGGAGAAGCACUGUAACUGCCACGUGCGCUCGUGUUGUCGUGGUUGUUUUAAACUUUAGCAUCUGAACACCAGGAAGAAGUCUUGUCGUUGCAGCAGCAUUGAUUCCAGUGAUAGAGUUUGUGUCACUCAACAUUGGGAUGCCUGAGGAGUGAGAGCUCCACAGCAACACGACAGGCAGGAGGUCCUCAGAAGGUGUCGGGAGGUUCCACACUCGCCAGUUCACUGGAGCCAGAGUCCCUUCCCCACACUUAGGGUCCCAGUAAACCAUGCCAGCAUUACCUUUUGCAUAGUUAAACUGAUGUGUAUCCAGUCUAGUUAAGGAAGAAACAUUAAGACUUUAAUUUUUAACAUAUAUUCAAGAAUUUUAAUUUGUAAAGAAUUGAGCCACAUUGAACACAAUUGAAUGAGAUUCAGAAUAAACUUAUAACAUCUUGUAAUGCCUCA
Molecule: messenger RNA, 2228 nt
Organism: Macaca mulatta (Rhesus monkey)
Lineage: Eukaryota; Metazoa; Chordata; Mammalia; Primates; Cercopithecidae
Source: RefSeq, a predicted model, not a curated record